Mauremys reevesii (Reeves's turtle) is the source of this 2488-nucleotide messenger RNA. It is a transcript of the gene PPME1, whose product is annotated as protein phosphatase methylesterase 1. Gene Ontology annotation, molecular function: protein methylesterase activity. Bases 97 to 1272 code for a protein of 391 amino acids. The transcript is spliced from 14 exons. Lineage: Eukaryota; Metazoa; Chordata; Testudines; Geoemydidae. Gene Ontology annotation, biological process: protein demethylation. The record is from RefSeq and is a predicted model, not a curated record.
CGGCGCGGCAGGGGGUACUUCCGGCGGGCGGUGGGUGCAGUUGCUGCUGGCUCAGUUGGGGCGAGACCUGCCCUUGUGUGUCGGCCUCCUCCCGUCAUGUCGACCCUGGAGAAGCACCUGCACCUGGGCCGCCUGCCCCCCAGGCCCGCCGUGCCCGGCGGGGGCGGCCAGUCCGGCUCCAAGAUGCGCAUGGGUCCUGGAAGGAAACGAGACUUUUCCCCAGUCCCUUGGAGCCAGUACUUUGAAUCUAUGGAAGAUGUUGUGGUUGAAAACGAAAACGGCAAGGAUACUUUUCGAAUUUAUAAAAGUGGAUCGGAGGGCCCUGUCUUACUUUUGUUGCAUGGCGGAGGCCAUUCUGCUCUUUCCUGGGCUGUGUUCAAUUCUGCGAUCAUUAACAGGAUUCAGUGUAGGACUGUGGCUUUAGAUCUCAGAAGUCAUGGUGAAACAAAAGUUAGGAAUCCUGAAGAUCUGUCUGCAGAAACUAUGUCAAAAGAUGUUGGAAACGUGGUUGAAGCUAUGUACGGGGACCUCCCACCUCCAAUCAUGCUGAUUGGGCACAGUAUGGGUGGGGCCAUUGCAGUGCACACAGCAGCAUCCAAUUUGGUACCCAGUUUAUUGGGUCUUUGCAUGAUUGAUGUCGUGGAAGGCACAGCCAUGGACGCACUGAACAGCAUGCAGAAUUUCUUACGGAGUCGUCCCAAAACAUUCAAGUCAAUUGAGAAUGCAAUUGAGUGGAGUGUAAAAAGUGGACAGAUAAGAAAUCUCGAAUCAGCCAGAGUUUCUAUGGUUGGCCAAGUCAAACAGUGUGAAGAUGCUGCUAGUCCUGAGAUCCCUAAAGCUAUAGUGGAAGGGAUUAUUGAGGAGGAGGAGGAAGAGGAGGAGGAGGAAGAAGACUAUGAAGGAAGAGGAUCUCUUAACAAAAGGAAGAAGGAAGAUGAUACAGAGACAAAGAAAGAACAUCUGUAUACAUGGCGAAUCGAACUGUCGAAAACAGAAAAGUACUGGGAUGGGUGGUUCAGGGGCUUAUCUAACCUCUUCCUCAGUUGUUCUACUCCAAAGCUGCUGCUUUUAGCGGGUGUUGACAGGCUGGAUAAAGAUCUAACAAUUGGACAGAUGCAAGGAAAGUUCCAGAUGCAAGUCCUCCCUCAGUGUGGCCAUGCAGUCCACGAAGAUGCUCCAGACAAGGUAGCUGAAGCUGUUGCAACUUUCUUGAUCCGUCACCGGUUUACAGAACCAAUUGGUGGAUUUCAGUGUGUGUUUCCUGGUUGUUAAUACCCUGAUGUUCUCCAGCACUGAGUUCCAUUGUAAAUAAACUGCACCAGAGGCCACUGUGAUGUAUCCAUAUCCUUCUCAUCUAUCCAGUUCAGCAAUGACAAGAAAUUGGCAUGAGAUCAGUCCCAUAGAGCUGGUUUCUAGGCAUUUCCUUGCCGGAAGGCAGCUCAUACCGGAGUCUUUGCGAAGCUCGUCGGUCUCUUGGACACGGGCUCCUCUCCGCUGUUGCAAGGAAAGACAACCUGAAACCCCGAGUUGUAGAACAUCUCUCAUCUCCAUGAAUCCUCAGGCUUUGUUGAACACAACCACUAAGGGGCUUUGGGCAGAUUGGAUUCCCCGAAGGGGAUUGCAGCAAAUCUGAAGGCGUCAGGAUUUCUUCGUGGAACUAUAUGGGAAAUGUCCCUCGACUUUUUUUUUUUUUUUUAAAGCAUGUGAGGAACCGGCUUCUUUGAGAGUUUUUCAUCUCACCAGGGCCAGCUGUAUAAUUUUAGGGCCUGUAAAUUGUGGGGGAGAGAACCAACUGCGCUAUGAACUGCCUUCCCUUCUAGUUCCACUAGGGGUGGGACUGGGAAAAUGGGACCAUGAGCUCUUUUGAGGGGUCCUGCUGCUUCCUUGACAAGUUCACUCCCGGGGUCUCUCUGGAGAAUAGCCUCAGCACCACUCUAUGGCAGGCACCCAGUGGCCUGGGGAAGCCACAAUAUCACCAGUAACAUCAUGAUCUGUCACGAACAGGCCGAUGGCCGUUCUCUGCUUGUGGAGGUUCUGCACCUCUUGUUCCCGCACACAAGUGAGUGGAGAUUGGCACCUUGGGCAGCUGUUUUUAGGAGGAAACUAGACAGACCAGGCAGUGGAUGGGAUGCUGAGCGAGCUAGCAGUAGGGAGAGAGAGGGACUUGGAGGAAAAUCCCACCAACAGUCUGACCUUGGCCCAAGCAGUUGCUUGCCAUGCAUGUGUGAGGCCCUGCUCAGUGUAUUGUGGGGAAGUCACUGUUCUGUAUUUGAUGUUUAGCACUGAUCAGCUACAGGCCUUUAUUCAUGCAGUCACUCUGAGAGAGAGUUUCUUCAGGGCACAGGACAGCGCUGGAUAAUUUGUUAGAUCCUUCUCACCUCUAUGAAAUCCCCCACGAGAGCAAUAGAACACUUGCGCGUGGAGCUGUUUGCAACAAUAUCUUGAUGUUCUUGAACUAAUAAAAUUGCAGCUUUAUUCCUUAACCCUU